UAUUGUUUUUAUUCGAUAAUUAAUUAUUAUAUUAUAUUAUAUUAUAAAACCAUUUUAAGUCCAUUCAUGACGAAUCUCCAGUCCAGGGUUAACAACUCUCCACAUACAUGCGUGUUGAGGCGCAGCGCAACCGACCUUCAAUCCGCCAAGUCAUCCAUAUUCCUCAUUUCAUUGGCUGCGAUUGAAUUACCGCAUUCCUUAACGCGUCUCUGAUUGGUUGUCUUACCUGUCAAUCACAGCGCCCCCUCCACCAGCGCGCCCUGAUUGGCUAAUGCCCCUUUCCUUUCUCUCCGUGCUGAAUCGCGGCGGUGGGUCGAGUCGCCGCCGCUGAUGGUGGUGUCUCCGGUCGGGCACGUUUAACGUUUCACCCCCCUUCAUAUUUACCAUUCAUAUUUAUCGUGCCCCGUUCCGUGUGCGGAAAGUUAAAAAUGGCAGCGGUGGCCCGUCUGGAGGGCCGUGAGUUUGAGUAUGUGAUGAAGAAGCGCUCGGUGACGGUGGGUCGGAACUCGUCGCAGGGCUCGGUGGACGUGAGCAUGGGCCACUCGAGCUUCAUCUCUCGCCGGCACCUGGAGAUCUUCACCGCCGCCGCGGAGGACACGGGCUCGCGACCGGGCGGAGGAGAGUUUUAUCUGCGCUGUCUGGGGAAAAACGGGGUGUUCGUGGACGGGGUGUUUCUGCGGCGCGGGGCGCCACCCCUGCAGCUGCCGAGAGUGUGCACGUUUCGGUUCCCCAGUACGAACAUCAAGAUCACAUUCACUGCGCUGGUGAGCGUCAAGCGUGAGAAGCAGGAGCCGGAGCCUCCGGUGAAAGCGGUUCAGCCACAGAUCUCCCCUUUAACCAUUAACAUCCCCGAUAACAUCGCUCACCUCAUGAGCCCCCUGCCCUCGCCCACUGGCACCAUCAGCGCUGCUAACUCGUGUCCAUCCAGUCCACGCGGUGCGGGAUCGUCCGGCUACAGGCUGGGCAGGAUGGUGCCUGACCUGCAGCUCAUGAAUGAUAACUCUCAGUCUGAGAACGACAAGGAGGCGUCGGAAGGAGACAGUCCAAAGGACGACUCCAAACCCCCGUACUCGUACGCUCAGCUGAUCGUUCAGGCGAUCACGAUGGCGCAGGACAAGCAGCUAACACUAAACGGCAUCUACACACACAUCACCAAGAACUACCCGUACUACAGGACGGCAGACAAGGGCUGGCAGAACUCGAUUCGUCAUAACCUGUCGCUGAAUCGUUACUUCAUCAAAGUCCCACGCUCACAGGAAGAGCCUGGCAAGGGCUCAUUCUGGAGGAUAGACCCGUCAUCUGAGAGCAAACUCGUGGAGCAGGCAUUCAGGAAACGCCGGCCGCGGGGCGUCCCGUGCUUCAGGACCCCGCUGGGACCCCUCUCGUCCAGGAGCGCCCCGGCGUCGCCCAAUCACUCGGGCAUUCUCUCCGCACACUCCAGCGCUGCGCAGACCCCCGACAGCCUAUCACGGGAAGGCUCACCUGUUCCCAUGGAGCCAGAGCCCGCCUCUGCCCCGCCCCCUGCUCCUGUCCAACCCAAACUAGCCAUGAUUCAAGAGGCCCGUUUUACCCAGAACACCACAGCGUCUCCCAUCACCACCCAGCCGGUUCUGAUCGCGGUCCAGCGUUCGUUAACGCAGACAAUCAAACCCGUCACGUACGCUGUGGCCGCCCCCGUCACAUCCUCCACAUCUGCUCAGCCGCUGAUGCAGACGGUGCACGUGGUGCAUCAGAUCCCUGCGGUGGCCGUCAGUACCGUUGGCAGAGCCAGCCUGCAGCCCGCCAUCAAAGCAGAAACGCUGGAGAAUGGAGAGGAGGUCAAAGUGAAGGUAGAGUCAGUCCCUGGCAUCAAUUACGGCUCUAUAGGCUCAGCCAAUAGGAUCAUUCAAAGCAGCACUGCAGCCACGCCCCUCCAGACGGUUACCAUAGUGCAACAAGCCCCAUUGGGCCAUCACCAACUGCCAAUCAAAACCAUCACCCAGAAUGGCACUCAUGUAGUGCCCAUCGCCAUGGCGAUACAGAGCCAGGCUAACGCAGUGUCGAGCCCGUUACACAUGUUGGCUGCUCACGCCUCGGCAUCCGCCUCGCUCCCCACGAAGCGGCAGAACAGAGAAAACGGCAGCGAGCCACCGGAGAGCAAACGAUUGAAAACCGAGGACGAAGAACACGCAGUCACCACCGACCCGAACGGAACCGCCGCGGACACAAACUCCACCAACCAGCACAACUACAGCUCACGGUGCCAAAACUCAAGGCUUGGACAAUAACUCUUUGAACCGAAGCAAAAACGUCAAAGAAGAACCAAAUGCAUAAAAUACUAUCCGUUACUGGCUUUUUCCGCAGCAACCCUUCUGCCUGCUUUCCGUUUUAUCACUCGAACGCCUGAUUGAACAAAAACUCGCACCUCGAAACUCAAGAGCAACUGCCAUCUGGUCCAUAACUGGGCAUUUUAUUACAGACUUCAACAGAUGUUGGAGGCGUUCGAUCGGCUCGGAUUCCGUUGUUUGGGAGUCAUGAUGAUUUUUAGCCAAAACUGGAGGGAAAAAUGCACGCUAUCCCGGAGGUUUUGCGACGUGCGUUGCCCUCCGGAUGUGCAGAUGUUGAUCCCAUCUUGACCUCGGAACCUCGGAAAUUCUAGAACCUCAGGAACUCGUGUGUUGCUCACAGCACACUGAGAAUUCCAGAACUCCCGCUUGCGGAAUCCGGAUUUUUUUUUUUUUGCUGCUGACAGCAGAACACAGGCUUCGAUCCAACAUUCCAAAGUUUGGCAGUCCACUACGGAAGGUGAAAAGCCAAGAGGAUGUCCUGGAAUGCAAUUACACACCAUGAGCCACAAAUAGGUUGUCUUUUUUAAAAUAGUGCAUACUAGGGCUAAACGUGGAGCCAAAGGAAUCAAAAUAUUCCGAAACACAUCCUGAACUUUCGGCAGCUAGCCUGACAGCAUCCCCCACAAUCCCCUGCAGCCAUCGUAGUGGAUAAUAUGCAGUAUUUUGUUGUUCAUACGUGGAGCAUAGGAUCUAGGCGUGUUACGUUUUAAAAAGUAAUAAUAACAAUAUAUAUAAGCAGAAGUGGACAUGGGACGUCCGGACUGUGUCUGUUUUCUGUUUUGUGAAACUAAGCGUAGUUUCUUUUCUAAGAUGGAUUAAAAUGUAUCAAUGGAGUAUUUCCUUCCUAUGUUUUUCCUUUUCUGUUUAUUUUGAAAUCUGAGCAAAGCCGGCUUUGUUACACUGACAUAUUUUCAUACAGGUGCUCGAGUGGACGUGUCAUUUCCAUGUGUAGUCGAACUGUUUUCAUCCAGCUU
Molecule: messenger RNA, 3301 nt
Organism: Sinocyclocheilus rhinocerous
Lineage: Eukaryota; Metazoa; Chordata; Actinopteri; Cypriniformes; Cyprinidae
Product: forkhead box protein K2-like
Exons: 10
Coding region: 429-2267 (612 amino acids)
Biological process (GO): regulation of transcription by RNA polymerase II
Molecular function (GO): RNA polymerase II cis-regulatory region sequence-specific DNA binding; DNA-binding transcription factor activity, RNA polymerase II-specific; protein binding
Source: RefSeq, a predicted model, not a curated record